CUGUAGGCAUAUAGUCUGAUGAUGAUGUAGGGACGUGAUUGUGUCAUCAACACGAAUCUGUGGAGUUGUCACAAAUCUCCUGCUUCUUUUUUUUUUCGAUCUCCUUCAAUACUCUGGUAACCAUAAAGAGGGACAAAAAUAUCGCCAGUCGCUUGGAGGGUUUUUGCACGGCUCGCGAAGGAGGAAGUCUAACAGGGGAAAAUCGUCAGCGGGUGAUAAAUAACCUCCUUUGCAUCCUCCUGCCUUGACAUUAAUAAUCUUGCCAUCUUUAAGGGCACUUCAACCGAAGAAACCUGUUGGUAGAAGACAGAGGUGUACUGGUACAUGCUAUACACAAAUGUGCCAUAUUAAGAUGAGUGGAAAUUGAGAAGAAAAUCACAGAACCAGUUCCAGGAUCGAUCACCUGCCAGGUUAACCUGAUACACGUACACGAUUACAGAGUCUACUAGCUAUUGCCUCCACUGCCUCUGCAUAUCAGCAGAGCUCUUUACAAAUAUUCAGCCCGCCGUACAUGUACAUCUGCCGUUUGCACAUUGCCGCACACAGCCUCAACGUUGCAGACUGAAUUACUUCUUCCUCUUCUGUGUGGCUGAGAGGGACGGGAAAACCGUGCGUUCAUCGAUGCUGAAGCCAGAGAGAUGAAGACAAGCCUGAUGAGAUGAGCCGCUCUGCUCUGCCGUGAUUUGGAAAUACGUGGAAGUCAGUGCAGGCUCAGUCUGUCGUGGGCACCGUCGCAUCACCAGGGGAAUUCAUUCCACUUGGGAAACCGACGGACAAUCAACGUUGUCCGGCAAAUUCUGCUCACAGCACGUAUUGGCAAUGGGUACAUGUACCGGUACAUGCACAUGUGCCUGUAUAUAACGAAGAUGGUUCUAUGAGCUUGCCAGCUGGAUAUUGUUUUGUACGUACAGGUACAUAGAAGAAGUUGAAGCUGAAAGCAGUUUCUCACAGUGCGAAUCCAACAAGGAGAAAUCAGUUGUUUCUUUUUUGGAGGAGGAAAUAAUGGUGAAGAGGUGACUGUGCUGUUGUGAUAAGAGAAUGAGAUGUACAUGUACACCAGGUGUGAGUUUCUCAGUGUGCCUGCUGUCUCUGCAAACAUGGCUACAGCCCAGGGGGUCAAGCGGUCCCUGCUAGCCUAGUGGGACAGCGUGCUGUGAUGUGUAGAGUCAACUUGGUGAACUAGAUCGAGGACUGACUUGAGGAAUUGGUGGCUCUUAACAAAGUGCACUAGCUGGUCUCCUGCACUUCCGCUGGUAAAAUUUCUGGGUUUUUUUGGAAGGGGAGUGGAGCAGUUUGGCAUAGAAAAUGGGCCAUUACUUUAUCUACGGCAGAUUGCUGCUGUCAUGUUUGUGUUUGGUUGCGUAUACUGGACUCACUGGUGCCCUGUACUAUGAAGGUACAGUGGAUACAUAUACACAAUAUGAGCGAUGGAAUACCUCUGUUAAUGGAACUCUCCGAUUCCAAUUCAAGUCCAGACAGUCAAAUGUUUUGUUGGCAUAUGCCGAUGACAUGAAGCGAGUGGAUUUCAUGGAAAUAGCAAUGGAGGAUGGUAAUCUCCUUUUGCACAUGAGAAUCAACAACAAGGCAAGGACCCUCAUUGUUGGGGAUAACCUGGACGAUGGAGAGUGGCAUACCGUAGAAGUGAUAAGAAACAACCCCAGAAAAUUUACUUUCAAAGUGGACGGUGACGAAAGAUCAGGAUCAAUGGAUGGAGAGAUCAUUGAACUGCCAACACAAACAGAUUUCUUCUUUGGUGGGAUCCCACGUCAGGUGCGGCGGUCACACUUAGCCAAGCCGGAGGCCCGGGCGCGGACGCACUUGAAGGGCCACAUACGCAACAUCGCGUACCUGGUGCAGGCCCGCCCCAAUCGCUGGCGCCGUCCUGAGCAGCUUGCCUCUAACAAUGUCCAGGAGGACUUCUCGGAUCUGUGCAGCACCAACGACCCCUGCAAGAAUGGCGGGCUGUGCGUGAGCGAGGACACCCAGUCGCGCUGCGAAUGCGAUGGCACAGGUUUCGUGGGCGAAAUCUGCGAGGAAGAAUUUACGCCUGCACCUCAAUCGCAAUCUGAUGAAGUUCCAGAAGAGAGAGAGGAAACGGCAAUCACUGCCACAUUUGACGGCACCUCGUACAUCAGCUACAGUCUAGCCCUGGAGGAGAUCAACACACUACAAGACGAUGUGAUCUUUGACUUCCGUACCCAGCACCCAAACGGCCUACUGCUGUAUGUCGGCCACGAAUCGGACUUCAUCUACGUAGCACUGGUCAACGGCCUUCUGGAGGUAGCCAUCAACCUCGGCUCUGGGGAGUACCGGCAUAGUAUUCAGCCCAGACGGGAGAUGGAUGUCUUCACGGACAACAACUGGCACAAAGUCCGCAUCUCCAGGACCAGAGGAGACGUCAGAGUUCGUGUUGAUGGGAGCCUCCUAGCCUCGGGGUCAGCGGGUGGCAAUUUUGGACGGCUGACGGUCGGCAAUGAGUUCUACGUUGGAGGAAGUCCCAAUCCAGCUACACUGAGCGGCUCACGUGUUGGUGAAAACUUCCGUGGCAACCUGCGUGAUGUGAGUUACUAUGGCAACAUAGAGAUGGAGCUGCUGGAGAAGGCGUCUCGGUCCGAUCCGUUAAUCUACAUACAGGGUGACAUCAUCUUCAGGGAGGAGACGGUACAGGGCAUUGACCCCAUCACAUUCCUGACGGAGGAAUCUCUACUGAGGUUACCACGCUGGAAUGCCGAGUCUAAAGGGUCCCUCUCUUUUGACUUCCGGACCAAUGAGCCCAAUGCCGUCAUCAUGUAUAGCAGUGGCUCUGACGAGAUGUCCGACUUCCUAGCUUUUGAGCUGCUGGAGGGAUACCUCUACGUCAUUCUCGAUCUGGGAUCUGGUCCGGUCCGAGAGAAAGCCUACACCUUUCCGCUCAACGACGGGGAAUGGCAUCAUGUGGUCUUUGAACGGGACCUAGCCAUCGGCAUCAUAAAUGUGGGCUCGUCCACGUCCCACAAGUUUGAAGUGCCGGGCCACAACGACAAGCUCAACCUGGAGAUGGACCUGAUUGUGGGCGGCAUCGAGCCCAGCCUGGCCUUGCCGUUGGAACUCUUCUCGGGUGCCCUGCGGCAAGGCUAUGUGGGCUGCAUCCGCAACAUGGCCAUGAACGGCGAGACACUGGACCUGCCGCAGUACGUUGAGGAGCAGUCGGAGGACGGCAACAUUGUCCGGUUCUGCCGGGAAGAGGACCCGUUGUGUACUAGCGACCCCUGCCAGCAUGGCGGCUCCUGUCGGGAGGGCUGGAACCGCUUCAUCUGUGACUGUCGUAAGACAGGUUACAGUGGGGAAACAUGCAAAGAUGAGGUCGCACGGCUGGCUUUCAAUGGCAACCAGUCCAUGCGCAUCACCCUCAGGGAAACCACACGCAGCAAAGUGGAGGAAAUCUUCCUGCGCUUUCGCACCAGCCACCCGGAUGGCAUGCUCAUAGCGACGACCUCCGACACCAUCAUUGACAUCUUGCUGGCUGAGCUGUCCCACGGAGAGGUCCGGGUCACAGCCAACUUUGGCACAGGCAGCACGACAAUAACAGCUGGCACCAAUCUGGACGACAAUCAGUGGCAUUCGUUCAGUAUAGAAAGGCAUGACAGAACUUUACGCCUAACAGUGGAUGAUUCUGACAAAGCAGAAGCUUAUAAUGUAUCCAGCCGAGCCGGGGACGACUUUGAAAGCGGCACCCUUGACUUCCGCUACAUUGAUGUGGGGAGUCUGCUUAGCCGGCCGCACCUCACCAGCAGCAUCGACCGGCCCCCCAACUUCCAGGGCCACAUGGAGCAGUUCAUCUACAACAACCACCACUACUUCGACCUGGCUCGUGAGGAGAUGCCCGACUUCAUCGAAAACACCGCCAGCUUUGGCGAGCAGAUGAGCCGACGUCCCAUCCACGAUCCCUUCACCUUUCACACCCCGGAGGUUCUGGUGCAGCUGCCCCAAAUCAAGACCUACCCCAGCUUGUCCAUCUUCUUCCAGUUCAAGACCACGGUGGCGGAUGGUUUGAUCUUCUACACUGAGGGAGAGCUGGACUUCCUGGCCAUCGAGCUGGUGGACGGAUUCAUCUACUAUACAUUCAAUCUGGGCGGAGGGGCCAAGACUUUACGGGGAAACAGUCGAGAACGGCUCAACGACAAUCGCUGGCACGAGGUGGGCAUUUCCCAUGAUAGCCGCGACCGCCAGGUCCUCAAGGUGGACUCGCGGUCUGCACGGUCACGGUCCACGAUGGACGCCAAUCAUUUCGACUUCACAGAGAACCUGUUUGUGGGCGGGAAGGAGACCUUUGAGUUUCUGCCCGAGAAGGUCCAAGCGACCCAAGGUUACCAGGGAUGUCUAGCUUCUCUGGAGAUAAACGGAAGACAUGAGGACCUAAUGGAGACGGCCGUAAGCAUGGAAUUAAAGGAGGAACUAACAAGAGGAUGCGAAGACAAGCGCGAGUUGUGUAUCGAUCACCUGUGCAACUUUGGUGGCAUCUGUGUCCCUGGUUUUGAUACUUAUACCUGUGACUGCCGAAGGACAAGUUUCACCGGACAGUAUUGCAGUAACGUGAGUAUUGGCUACCAGUUUGGUGAGUCAGGUGGACUCAUCUCACUGGAGUUGCCCAAGGACCAGUGGCUGCGAUCGGACAGGGACAGUCUCAGCUUGGGCUUUGUCGCAGAGUCACAGGACGGCAUACUCACCCACAUCAGCAGUGCCAACUCCCAUGAUUACAUUGAAAUGAAACUGCUCCACGGCCACUUGUUCGUCAGGUACAACUUUGGUGCUGAAGACCAUGUUAUUGGAGAGAAGACAUAUCGGGUCAAUGACGGGCGGUACCACACGGUGCAGUUUACACGUCGAGGAGAGAACUCCACACUGCAGGUGGACUUCUACCCAAAGGUGGAGCUGUUUCAAAACUACGGAAGAAAGGGAGGAGCAAGCUAUUUUGAUGCCCAAUCAAAGAUCAAUAUCGGUGCCACAAGUUCCCCAUUCAGACGGAAACGGCGAGCAAUCAUGUACCCCUUCCAAGGUGUCGUCGCUGGCCUGGCGUACAACGACCUUCGGAUAUUGGACAUGGCUGCAUCUGGUGACGAACGCAUCACAUUUGAUGGCGAUGUGUCUCUGGCGUCUCCCUAUGCCAUCUGGGAGUAUGUGACGGAGCCCUUUCCAACGGUGUCGCUGACCACUGCCAACGUCACGGACAAACCAGCUGAGCCAGGCGUUCCUGAACCGGAGCCUUCUCCCCAUGUCAGCGGUAACAAGACACUGACUGGACCAACCAAGAUGAUAAUGUCGACAGCAACCACUGAUGGUGAUAUUGACUUUGGCACCGACCCUGAUAAUAUCUUUGUGACGCAGUCUGGGUGUGGCUCCGUUGAUGACGAGGACUGUCAGAUAGCAUCGGUAACCAAAGGAGAUGGUGCAAUAUUCACUCCAGUCGAUGAGAUGGAGUCCACCUCAGCACCGAGUGAGACCACACCCAGUCCAAGCACUGCUGUCCCGAUCACGACCACUCCAUCUCCCAAGACCUCGUUGAUGGACAGCACGGCUGCCGCCGGCUACUCGGGGAGCUUGUGCGACAUCCUGGGUAACCCUGGGUGCCUUUCUGGGGAUGCCACACCCAGCCCGGCCCCAGACUUCAACUUCACCACCUUCAAGAGCAGCCCGGCAGCCACUCCACCCCCGGUACCUCCCAAGACCACACGGAGAGCCGUGCCACCCACUCAUAAACCCACCAUCGGUUCUGUCCAGCCGGAGGAGGCGACAGGAGACGGGCUGGGCUUCCUUGGCCAGACCUGGUUGGUCAUCGGCCUGGUGGCCGCCGGUGCUCUUAUAUUUCUCCUGCUGGUCAUCAUUUUGUACAAGUUUAGGAACAGAAACGAGGGCUCCUAUCACAUCAACGAGAGCAGGAAUUACAGCGUUAGUGAUGCUACUCGCACAGCGUUACUGCCAUCGCAACAAGCUGCUCAACAGCCCAACACCAACGGUACACUGCCGACCAAACCAAUCAAACCUAAACUCCCCCCAGAGUAUGCAACUAAAGAAUGGUACGUCUGAUGUUUACCGUUACAUCUUCACAACUCAGAAAUUCAAAGUGAACUUUUUUUUACUAAGUUGUAUGCAUUGAUGUAACAUAAAGAGGAUUGGCAAAUGUUAUUUGUCACCAUUCGAGUUCACCUUUUUUUUUUAUACAAUACAAAGUGGGAGGGGUUAGUUUUUGUAGAUUCUUGAGUGGUUGUAUUAUGUGUUCCACGAAAGACAGAUAAAAUAUAAAUUGGAAAUAGGAUAGAGUUUCUAUUGGUGAGUAGAUUAUAUUAAAUACUUGCCACUUACCGGGUUAUAAUAAUGUGACUGUAAUUUUUUGUGUAACUUUGAAUUCCUAUCCGCAGAUAUGUUUUCCUUUGUGCUAUCCUGGAAUGGCUGUAUCACCAGCUUUUUCAACUGUACAGUUUAUUUGUUGUUUAGAAAUGCAGUUUUUGUCCAUGGGGGGUCCUUAGAAGCACUUUCAAGUCAUUCCUUACCGAUGAUGGUUUGUUUUUAUGCCGAAAACUUAUAUUCCUAAAAAGUGGACAACUUUUGAAUGUGGAAAUACUUGUUUCCCUGAUGAUCUCGUUUCUGGCUUCAUAAUGGCUUGAUGUGCUUGGAAUAUAACUCACUUUGAAUUUCAACUUGAGUAACCUCUGAUGCAAACAUUGUUUUUGCCACACAAUUUGCAUUUGGAUUCAUGCCAGCAGGGCACGAAGUGGAGUGAUUACUAGAGGUGAUAGAUUUUAACAAAGCAAUUUUCUGUAUCUGUUGGAUUUUCUUGCAGUUACUUCUAUUCGAUUGUGCCAAUGUUUGUGUUUUGGUUGAUUUCUGAAAUGUUUUGUAAAGUUGGUAAGUUCUGGAGACAUUUUCAAGGAAUCCUGUGAUAAGUUGCAUCAACAGAUGUAAACAUACUCUGUCAACCAUUCAAAUUAAUGGCUUUUGCCUCAAUAAACAAAUAUCCAACACUGAGGCAAGCAUGGUUUUUGUCUUGGGAACUUAUCAAAACUUGCCUGAUGAUAGAAAUCAUUAUUUUCUUACAAGUGCCAAGAAAUUGCCCCAGAGCAUCGAGCAUCAGAAGUGUGCGUGAUGGAAAAACCAGGAUGUGCUUGACUUUUUUUUUUUAAUUGAUUUUAAGACUGCAACAAAGAAAAACAUAAUUAUUUAAAGUUAUCCUCUUUGGUUGAUAAUACAUGCCUGAUAAGUACUCCAAGCAACUCAAAUCAGCAAUUUAGCGAUGAUCAAGAAUGUUUUGAAAUGUCAUUUUUUUAUAAUUGCAAAUUUAAUGAUAAUAGACAUCUUUAAAGCCAACAUGUAGAGUGAUAAAGCCACUGUCACAGUAGCCAAUAGCUUUAAAUUGGCAUAUAUUCAAUUGAGAUUCAUUGAUGGACAGUAGUUGAUUAUGAACUUGAAUAUGUACUUGCCGGAUAGUUUAUUAAAUAUUCAUUUCAGGAAUAAAAUGGAAUAUCCUCCUUUUCUAGUAUUGCUUCUGUCUACAUGGAAACAGAAUCUCGAAAAAAAUGUAUCAAAGUAUACCUUUUGUUUAUAAAUGCCUGUUCAUUUUUAAAUUAAAGUAUAAAAUUAUUUGGAUUAUUACAUGUAUUCCCAUUUCAUAAUGAUUUAUUGAACUUAUACAUUUAAUUUCCUGAUAGUAUAAUGAAAUAUUCUUUGAAAUGUGAAUUUGAAUGUAUUUUGUAUAAAAACUAUAAAAAAUAGACAAAAAAUAUGUAAAUCUGUCAACUGUUGGAUGUUGAGAAAACAAUGUGUUGUACUUCAUGAUCUUAUAUAUUUCAGCUUAAAUCAGUGUCAAUUCACAUAAAUAGAUAUUUUUAAUAAGAACUUGUAUUGAUCACCCAUCAUGUAGUGUGGGUAAUUGUGUGAUUGUAUAAAACUUACAAAAGUAGAGCAUGUUACGUAUGAAAAAGGUUUUUGGCUUGUCUUGUGAAUGAACCAACAGUAUCAUUCUUUGAAUAACCGAAGACUGUCUGACCCAGCAUCAAAGUAUUUAUGGGAUGAACCACUGACCAGCUGUACAAAAAAUAUUUACACAAGUUAAAAAUUGCCUCUUUGUUAACAUGGCAUGAUUAUCUGAUGACAGCAAGUAUGCUAUUAUUCAAAAGUCAUGAACCAUAUUCAUCAGCUGCGCGUGUUGCAUACCAGUGAUACAAGAGUUGUCUAAACUACAUUUAGCCCUACCUUGGAUGAGAAGCAAAUAACACAGACUUUCUAGCUUGAGGAUUAGAGUUAAUGCUGAGAAAAACAGAGCACCCAGAUAUAUGUAACAAUCUUGUAUACCCCAACAGUUCUCUAGAAUUUCAUGAAUUCUGAUUAUUUGAGGCAGACAAAUUAUCGCUCUUGGGAGUAUAACUCCAAGAGUCCACCUGUUGUAAACGUCUUUGGGGAUAUUUACCUUAAUACUCAAGCCUUCUGGUGUUUUUGGCCCGAACCCAAUCACUCCAUCGUCUCGAUUAAUUGAUUUUUAUUUGAACAGAGACUCAAAAUGAUGCCCCGUUGAUACAAACUGCCGUUUAUUUACUGUGCGUUUAUUAUACCCUCCACCGUUACAGUUCUCGUGAAAAAAUUGUACAAAUAUUAUUUCAGCACCCAUUUCAUACACAAAAAUAAGUUCUGUUUGUUCUAAACACACGAAGUGUUUUUUUAAUGAGAUAAUGGCACAUAUUUCACUUCUUUGUCCAGUGACCUUUACGGUCUUGGUCAAUCUAGUUUUAUUGCCCUCCCCCCAAUAUUGUAUAUUAGGGUACGCAUUAUUGGGGUAAUGUCCAGAUGUUUAUAGUCAGGUUCCUUUUAUACUUAAAACUAUGGUAAUGUCGAUACUUGACAACUGUGAAGAAUUGUAAACUUUCUUUAAAGAGACGGUAGGAUAAAGUGCAGUCCAAGUACUUCGGCUUUUUUUUUACAGAGUUGCUAUAAGCCCGUAGCUGGUGCUAUUUUGAUUUGGAAUUUGUUCAUAAAGCACCUUUGUGGCAUCAAGUGCUAUAGGGCCUACACUAUGUAUGUACUUCCACAAGUCUUUAAAUUAUUGUAAAAAUCCUGUCCUUGUAAUAUUAAUGAUAGGCGUAUAUCCAGAGUGGCUACCUCCGUGUCAUCGUCAGCCACCGAUAAAAUCUUGGCAUCCUAGUAACAUAGUGUAUAGCAGAACGUAGUUUAACUCUAUCUAUGCAUUCCAGUGUUUAUCUUAAGACUUAUCAACAUUUAGAUUUGUGAAAUUAUGAAAGGGCGGGACAACUGUAAAAUGGUUUUUAAAUUGGUUUAUAAAUCUCCGCACGAGAAACGAAACUGCACACUACCUGGAACUCAUCAGUGAAUGGUGUUGCACUUUCAAUUGGAGCUGACGAAAGGUUUAACAUUAACGUCCUUUAGUUCUGUUCAGUCAUCGUGAGUGGCAGGCAAGGUGGUAACGAGUAUUUUUUAUGUCUUAUUACUUGCAAUGUGCAGACGCUUUCUAAAACAUUGCAAGGUUUGUGAAAACUGGAUUCCUUUAAUCCUGGAAAAUUGCCGAUAAUUAGAUAUAAAUUUACAAUUGAUCAUAUGACACGGUGUUAUUCGCUGCACUCUACCACGGAUCGAGUGGCUCAGACUACCGAGAAGCACAGAGAAUUGUGCUGUACCGGACCGUGUGCCUAGGGUUGUGCUGUUCCGUAUACGUUUUAGUUGGGUUUGCGUAUGAGCCGUUCAAACAGGGUAUUCAGUUGACUUCUAUGUAUAUCUGGCCUUUAUAGUAUGAGAACAGCUGAGCUUGAUGAUGCGGCGAAUUUGAUGCUAGGAAGCCGCAGAAAUCCUAGCAGAAUUUGGUUCAUUAUUUAAAUCGUCAGAGUUUAAGAAUUUCUGUUGUUCCUUAUUCGUGACAUUAAGCACAAUACGGGUGUUAGACAGCAACCGUUAAUGACGUAGCUGGGCAUGCGUGAAAGACUUGUGCAGAGAAACAUGCGUUUGGUACUUUUACUCUGUAGUUAUUUGAUCACACACUGUAAAAUAUUUGUUCUUUAUAAUUGAAGGUACAUGUAUUCUUAUUACACCCAAAUGAUGCCAACUUUUUUUCCUUAUUAGAAGUGUCCUUGCAUUUUCAUUAAAUGUAAGUCAAAGUCAUCCUGUUCGAAAAAAGGGAACUGCUUGAGUGUGCUAUUUAAAACAGUAUUGUGUUAUUUUAUUUGAUAAGAUCAUGGAAAAUAAAAUAAAUACCGUACUUUGUAAUGCAUCAGUUCAUGCAUAACAACAAUGAAGACUAACGUUUACUUUAAAAGAAAUAGUUUCAUUCGAUCACGUGUAAUCUCUGGAAUCAAAUUUGAGCUAAAAUGUUACUGAAUAUUGUACAUUUUUGUUGGAUCGUGCUUUCCGUAUUCCGCUUUCUGGCUUUAUGUGAUACCAUUUUCACAACAUUUUGCCACAAACUCUACCAUCAAUCAGCUGACUCUCUACUGGAUGUCUUUCAGUUAAAUGUCCUACAUUUCUAUUCCCUUGUCAUGGACCUUUUUUUGUUUUCUGAGUGAUGUGACACUAGUUAUUCUGUAGCCUAUGUACACUUUGUGUCACCCAUACAGUACAGGCACGGUUUUAAGUCAGCAAUAAAUGUCAGAAGAAAUAAUCAGACACUA
Messenger RNA from Acanthaster planci (crown-of-thorns starfish), 10643 nucleotides. Its product is annotated as neurexin-3b-like. Lineage: Eukaryota; Metazoa; Echinodermata; Asteroidea; Valvatida; Acanthasteridae. The record is from RefSeq and is a predicted model, not a curated record.